GCGUCAUGUCCUUAUCUAUUAUGAGACAACACUCAUGUGAUAGAGAUUGCCUGAAUCAACACUGUGUACUGACGACUGUUCUGGUUCUGGACAGAUUUAAAAACUCUCCAUGCUGAAUGUACUAUGGAGCUAAAGGUUGUGUUAUAGUACAGUGAAGAGUUGAUAGAGAUAAACAGGUCUAGAUCAAGUCUAAAAGAUCAUUCAACCCAACAAAGGUCUCUAUUGUCGGGUAGAAAAUCGACCAUGGCAGGAAACUCUAGCGAGUAUGUGAUGCCUUCGUAUGCACAGAUGACCCUAAGAGUGAUCAGUGCCAGCCUGGACACGUCAGGAGUGUCGCGUUGUAACCCGUUCUGUGAGGUCGUAGUCGACGGUCAGAAGGGUAACAUCAAGACGGAUGUUCUAAAGAAAACCGCCACCCCAAAUUGGGACGAAGAGUUCACCUUACUGGUGACGUCAUCGAGCAAGGUGCAGCUGAUAGUGAACAGUCAGUCCUCCUUCUUCAGCACCAACUAUGGAGUGGCCAUCUUCAAUUUAGGGGAGCUCGUCGCACGUCACGGACCCAGCUUAAACAAUCUCCAACUGUCACUACCUCUAACAAAAGAGAAGUCCAACACGAAAGGUGGAGACAUUAUCUUUGAACUAAACGAUCUCAACUUUCACCAGUCAUCAGGAGAAACUGAGUCACAGACAGACACAGACAUAGCGGCUACUACCAACGGGAUUGACCUCCUCGACCUUGAUACGCCCGAUGAACACAGACGAAAUAGUAGCGAUCCUCUCGGUGCCACGGGAGGUCAAAACGGAACCUCGUCUAUUAAUAGUUUGUUGCCAGAUGUGAUGGUGACUGCUGCAGGUGCUUUGGGUGCAUCCUCGGCUCAACCGCGUACUCCCACGGCAAGUAAUGCCACACCCACACCCCAGGUGACCACACCUACUCCUGCUCCCCGGAUUGUCACGCCCACUCCGGCACCGAGGACGGUUGCACCCACACCACCAACAAGGCCUCCUCCGCCUGCUCCGUCCGCCACUCCCUCCAGACCAACCCCAGCCCCAGCCCCACGCUUCACCAACACUCCCACACAACCG
This is a messenger RNA of Halichondria panicea, 1086 nucleotides long. Its product is annotated as NEDD4-like E3 ubiquitin-protein ligase WWP2. Gene Ontology annotation, molecular function: protein binding; ubiquitin protein ligase activity. Gene Ontology annotation, cellular component: cytoplasm. The record is from RefSeq and is a predicted model, not a curated record. NCBI's taxonomy places the organism in Eukaryota, Metazoa, Porifera, Demospongiae, Suberitida, Halichondriidae. Gene Ontology annotation, biological process: protein polyubiquitination; proteasome-mediated ubiquitin-dependent protein catabolic process.